Pygoscelis adeliae (Adelie penguin) is the source of this 765-nucleotide messenger RNA. RefSeq names its product nuclear receptor interacting protein 2 (gene NRIP2). The record is from RefSeq and is a predicted model, not a curated record. The transcript is spliced from 6 exons. Gene Ontology annotation, molecular function: aspartic-type endopeptidase activity. Gene Ontology annotation, biological process: proteolysis. Bases 1 to 765 code for a protein of 254 amino acids. NCBI's taxonomy places the organism in Eukaryota, Metazoa, Chordata, Aves, Sphenisciformes, Spheniscidae.
AUGAGCACAAGGAAGAGCUGCCCUCUGCCACUGGGGCAAGGAGACCGGGAGGAAAAGCAGAGUGAGGGUACUCCUGACCUGGAGCGACAGGAAUGCGAGAUGGAGCUGAGGAACAAAGCUAUUCUGCAACAGAAGAGGCGCCUUAAACAGGCCACCCAGUUUGUGCACAAGGACUCUGCUGACCUGCUGCCCCUGGACGGCUUGACAAGGCUUGGCACCUCCAAGGAUCUGCAGCCACAUAGCGUGGUCCAGCGGCGCCUCUUGGAAGGCAAUCUGAACAAGCUGCGGGGCGAGACCAGGGUUCAGUCUGCAUGGGUUCAAUCUCCGCUGGCAAAAGACCAGGAUGAAAAGAUGGAAAAGGGAGAGGACAGGAGAAAAGAGACUUCACCCCUGCUAAUACAGUGCCAGUGCCAAGGUCAGGUAUUGAAAGCGACUGUUAACACUGGGUGUCUACCAAAUCUCAUCUCCAAGAGCUGUUUAAACCAGCUGGGGCUGGAAGAAGUGUCUGUCAUGGACUGUGGAGACCUCUCUCUUCCCAUCCCCAGCGUUGUUGGCCGAGUAGAACAUAUGGAGUUGCAAUUUGGCCAGGAGACAGUGCUGUGUUCAGCACUGGUUGUAGAUGAUGAAAUGCUGGAGUUUUGCAUUGGUCUCCAAACUCUGUUGUCUCUCAAGUGUUGCAUCGACUUGGAGGAAGGAGUCCUGAGGUUUAAAGCACUGAGUCAAGAGCUGCCUUUUCUACAUGCCUCUGAAGAGCCUGGUCAGUGA